Cicer arietinum (chickpea) is the source of this 2863-nucleotide messenger RNA. RefSeq lists its product as uncharacterized. The record is from RefSeq and is a predicted model, not a curated record. Gene Ontology annotation, molecular function: protein kinase activity; ATP binding. NCBI's taxonomy places the organism in Eukaryota, Viridiplantae, Streptophyta, Magnoliopsida, Fabales, Fabaceae. Gene Ontology annotation, biological process: protein phosphorylation.
UCCCUUAUUUAGACUGUUACCGUUAGUUUGUCCUUUUCCGUUAACUCCGCACUUUGAGGCGCCUCAUUUAAAACCCUUCCCAUUUCUCUUCCAUCGCACGCAACGGAAAUACCCAAAAAACCAAAACCCAUUUUACCACUACCACAACACUAGCAGCAACUAUUUUAUAUUUAUACAAAAAAUUAAAAAUUGAAAUUAAAAAAAAAAAAGAAAAUGAAAAAUAAUUUUGCCUCUACUUCUAUUCCAUGUAAACACUUUGAUUUUCUCCUUCUCCGUUCACAGUGACGAUUCUCCGAUUUGACUCAGCUAUGACGAACUUGACUCGGAGCUUAUUAACUCAACCUGAAAUUAUUUUCUUGAUGAUAAUUCCUCGUUUGGAUCCUCCUUCGUUUUCAGCUACUAGCGAUUCUUGUUCAUAGUGCCACUUUUGCUUCUCUCGCCGUUGAUUUGAUUUCAUCCGAGUUCUGCGUAGAUCUGAUCCGUUCAGGGAAAUCAACGGCGUCAGUCAUGUUAAUCGAUAUAUUAAAAACGAUUAAAGGCUUAUUGCUGAAAUGGAUGCUUAUAUUAUCUUACCUGGUAUUUAUGAUCGAGUCUAGUGUACAUGAUAAAACACUGCAACCCCCAUUGCUAUCUGCAGCUAGAUCACCUUUGGUCGCAGUUCUUGUUCAUGAUAUGCCUCUACCAGCAAAUCCCCAUGGGUCCAAGUAUAUGCUUUCUCGUGGUGCACCGAUUGCAACACUGUCACCGGCCAAUCCUCCUUCAUCAUAUGGCCCUUUCAUAAAUCCUAGCCAACCCCCUGAAAGUUCACAUUUAUCCAUCCCAUUCAAGGAGAGGAGUGAAUGGAAACUCCCAAUAUCUGGCUUUAAAAAUAUUGCUCCUAUUCAUUCUACGGCAGCUGCAGUCCCUUCUGCUUUGGCUCAGCCACCAUUGUCCCCUCAUGCUUCCAAUUGCUGUAAACAAGACAUGGUGUUGAAACGAGGAAGUAAGGGUUGCCACUGUGUAUAUCCCAUAAAGCUAGACAUUCUUCUUUUGAAUGUCUCUCAGAGUCCUGAUUGGGAUAGAUUUCUUGAAGAAUUAGCAACCCAGCUAGGGUUACAAAAUAAUACCCAGAUUGAGCUGAUAAACUUUUAUGUAAUCAAUUUAUCAACACUAAAUAUCUCAAUGGAUAUUACUCCACACAAAGGCAUUGGUUUCUCUGCCAAUGAAGCUUCUAAAAUAAACUCUUCGCUUUCAAUGCAUAAGGUUCGGUUAGACCCUGGAUUAGUAGGUGGGUACAAACUUCUCAACAUAAGGUGGUUUGAACCUCCACCUCUGACUCAAGCUCCUACUUUAACUGCAUCGCCGGAGAAAGCACCUAUAUAUCAUUCACCUACAGCUACAUCAUCGAGUUCUUCAGAUAAGGGAGGGCAUUCAAAUCUAUUUCUUAUUUUCGGAAUUGCUAUUGGCAUGCUCUUCAUUGCAAUUGUAUCUAUAUUAAUAUUCUGUUUAUGCACAUUGCUGCCGAAGGAAAAAGCACCCCCCAUAGAAACUGAAAAGCCAAGGACAGAAAGUGCCGUUUCAGCUGGGGGUUCUAUUCCCCACCCAACCAGUACACGGUUUAUUGCUUAUGAAGAACUUAAAGAAGCCACAAACAACUUUGAACCUGCCAGUGUACUUGGAGAAGGAGGGUUUGGUAAAGUUUUUAAAGGGAUCUUAAGUGAUGGCACUUCUGUUGCAAUUAAGAGGCUUACAAGUGGAGGGCAACAGGGUGACAAAGAAUUUUUGGCUGAGGUUGAAAUGCUUAGCCGAUUGCAUCAUCGUAACCUUGUAAAACUAGUGGGAUACUAUAGUAAUCGUGAGUCAUCACAAAAUCUACUUUGCUAUGAGCUUGUUCCUAACGGAACUUUGGAGGCUUGGCUUCAUGGUCCCUUGGGAAUAAAUUGUCCUUUGGAUUGGGACACUAGAAUGAAGAUUGCUCUUGAUGCUGCAAGAGGACUUUCGUACCUGCACGAAGACUCACAGCCGUGUGUAAUACACAGAGAUUUCAAGGCAACCAACAUAUUGCUCGAGAACAAUUUUCACGCCAAGGUUGCAGAUUUUGGUCUUGCUAAGCAAGCACCUGAAGGCAGAGCUAAUUAUUUGUCUACUCGUGUCAUGGGCACCUUUGGGUAUGUAGCUCCUGAAUAUGCCAUGACUGGACACCUACUUGUUAAAAGUGAUGUUUAUAGCUAUGGAGUUGUCUUGUUAGAACUUCUCACCGGAAGGAAACCUGUCGAUAUGUCACAGCCAACUGGACAAGAGAACCUUGUUACUUGGGCUAGGCCAAUCCUUAGAGAUAAGGACAGGUUGGACGAGAUAGCUGAUCCGAGGCUCGGGGGAAAGUAUCCAAAGGAAGAUUUUGUGCGCGUGUGCACUAUUGCAGCAGCAUGUGUUGCUCCUGAAGCAAACCAACGACCCACAAUGGGUGAAGUGGUACAGUCACUUAAAAUGGUGCAGCGCAUCACAGAAUACCAUGAUUCUGUGUUACCAUCAUCCAAUACACAGUCCAAUAUGAGACAGUCCUCUAGCACUUUCGAGUUUGAUGGAACAUCUUCAGUGUUCUCUUCCGGCCCUUACUCUGGUCUAAGCGCAGCCUUCGAUACUGACAACAUUUCUAGGACAGUGGUUUUCUCUGAAGAUCUUCAUGAAGGACGAUGAAAUACGAGAAAACUCGAAUCAUUCAUGAAAAGUUUUAAACCAUGUAAUUUAGAUCCAUUUCAAUCCAUGGCUAAAGGUUAAAUCAUAAGCCGCAAAUUUUUUCAAAGUGAUUGAAGCUUUUAGCUGUUGAGGUGACAAGAUUUUAAUUAAUGAGUAAAUAGUGCAGUUCCUAGCAGAUUACGUUUUA